Neoarius graeffei (lesser salmon catfish) is the source of this 1753-nucleotide messenger RNA. It is a transcript of the gene slc25a15b, whose product is annotated as solute carrier family 25 member 15b. Bases 1 to 978 code for a protein of 325 amino acids. NCBI's taxonomy places the organism in Eukaryota, Metazoa, Chordata, Actinopteri, Siluriformes, Ariidae. The transcript is spliced from 7 exons. The record is from RefSeq and is a predicted model, not a curated record. Gene Ontology annotation, biological process: mitochondrial L-ornithine transmembrane transport. Gene Ontology annotation, molecular function: L-ornithine transmembrane transporter activity.
AUGUUUAUAACGCAGGUGUCGCUGAUACAGAAAGCUGAUUCGCUACAGUGGUUCGUGGUUGCUAUAGCAACAUCUCCUUACCCCACCCUGCAGGCUGUUAUAGACCUGACUGCUGGAGCUGUAGGAGGGAUGGCGUGUGUGUUGAGUGGACAGUCGCUGGACACAGUGAAGGUGAAGAUGCAGUUGUUUCCGUCUCUCUAUCGGGGUUUUCUGCACUGUUUGGUCUCCACCUACAGGCAGGUGGGUAUCAGGGGGCUGUACCAGGGGACCACACCCGCUCUGAUGGCCAACAUGAGCGAGAACGCAGUGCUCUUCAUGUGCUACGGCUUCUGCCAGCAGAUGGUGCGGCGAGUGUGUGGCCUCGACAGGAAUGCCGCCCUCAGUGAUGUCCAAAAGGCGUGCGCUGGAUCUGUAGCCUCCUUCUUUUCCUCCUUCGUUUUGUGCCCGACGGAGUUAGUGAAGUGCAGACUGCAGGUGAUGAGUGAAAUGGCCUCCUCAGGGAAGAUCACGUCCGCUCACACCUCAGUGUGGUCAGUAAUAAAGUCCAUCAUGAAGACUGAGGGCCCCUCUGGGUUUUUUCAGGGUCUCACUUCGACCAUCGCCAGAGAGAUGCCAGGAUAUUUAUUUUUCUUUGGAGCAUAUGAACUCUGUCUCUCCGUCUUCUCCACACACCUGCGGUGCAGCAAAGAAGAUAUUGGUGUGGUUCCCACUGUGGUGAGUGGCGGUGUGGGCGGAGCAUGUCUCUGGUUGAUAAUUUAUCCCAUGGACUGUGUGAAGUCGAGGAUUCAGGUGAGGUCUAUGACACUGAGUCAGUCUGGAUUUUACAGAACCUUCAUCCACAUCUCCAGGACUGAAGGUGUGAGAGCUCUGUAUUCAGGUCUCACUCCUACGAUGAUCCGGACGUUUCCGGCGAACGGCACUCUCUUCCUGGCUUAUGAAGCGAGCCGCAAACUAAUGAUGUUACAUUUCAACGGUUGAUCCACAACCUUUCUACACACACACACACACACAUGUAGGUAUCAUGCCGCCAUCUUGUGUCAGAACUACAAUUCCCAGUCCACUUCCGUGUGACCUACGUCACGCGUGGGCGGGAUCAUCUACGUCAUCAUACAAGGAAACAUAAAACAAUGGGACAACGCUUCCAUCUUUGCUCUCUCACGUCUGGCUUCCGAUGGAUCUGGAUGUAUAAAGAGGCGCGCUCUCCACCCCAAAAAGACGUCUUCUUUCUUGCAAGAUCCAUCACUCAGCGCGAUUUUCCUUCUUACCCUUGGCAAAGGUAAACUCUAGAGUCGCGCGAUCUUUAAACUCAACCUGAGUUACAACCGGUUUACUUGCAUUAGAAGUGACGUCACGACUGCAGCCCAGGCAGUUAAAAGUUAAGAAGCGAUUGAAUCCUUUUUAACUCAAAAGCGCUGUGCAUCUUAUUCUGAUCAGAGACUUUUCCUCACGAACGCUGAGGUUCGGACCAAGAACCCUCUGCUUUCCACGGGAACCACCCAAGUGCUCCGCUGGACCCGAAAGUUUCUCCGCCUCCAUCACGAGCGGCUCACGUGCUCCCACGGCGAGGCCCGAGACUACACCGGCGAAUAGUUCUUCAUAUCUUGCUAAAGGCAGGAUUAAGUAAGAUUUUGGCAUUUGGGCAUAAUUAGGAUAGUCUUAGGAAUUUGCUUUUAUUUGAAAUAGUGUGAAUUUAAACCCAGGUUUAUUGUUACACUGUUGAACACGCAGCGUGUUGAUUUAUUUUGGUUCUAUG